This is a messenger RNA of Osmia bicornis bicornis, 2099 nucleotides long. Its product is annotated as xaa-Pro aminopeptidase ApepP. The coding region runs from base 136 to 2007 and encodes 623 amino acids. The transcript has 6 exons. The record is from RefSeq and is a predicted model, not a curated record. Lineage: Eukaryota; Metazoa; Arthropoda; Insecta; Hymenoptera; Megachilidae. Gene Ontology annotation, molecular function: metalloaminopeptidase activity.
UAAGACGUUGCGAUAAGCCAGACUAGAAUUCGCAACACGUAGCACAAAGUGGUUGAAAUUUAACCGCAUGUAAUUUUAUAUACAUUACAGGAUAUUGCAAGAUAUUGAAGAACUUGUUAUCUUAAAAACAUCAAUAUGGCACAAGCAAGUGGUGCAAUUAAGUUAGCUAAACUUAGGGGAUUAAUGGAAGCUGUUCAAGUAGGUGGUAUCAAGGGAAAAGGUCUCCAAGCUUUAAUUAUAAAUUCGGAUGAUGCUCAUCAGUCAGAAUAUUUGAGAGAACACGAUAAAAGACUCAGCUUCAUAAGUGGUUUUACUGGUUCCUUUGGUACUGCAGUUAUUACACUACAUAAAGCUUCGUUAUGGACAGAUGGAAGAUACUACAUGCAAGCUUUAGCAGAAUUUGAUCCACCAGAAGCAUGGACACUUAUGAGAGAAGGUUCAUUGGACACUCCAACAAGAGCUGCAUGGUUGGUUUCUAAUUUACCUCCUAAAUCUACUGUUGGGGCAGAUGCUAAUUUAAUGAGUUAUACAGAAUGGGCAAUCUUACAUACCAGUUUAACUGCUGCUGGUCAUUGUUUGAUGCCUCUUGAAGAGAAUUUAAUUGACAAGGUUUGGGGUAGUGAUCAGCCCGCCGCUACAGGUAAUGUUGUUGUACCUCACCCAUUGCAAUUUUCAGGAUGCAGUGCAAGCAAAAAAGUUGAAUCAUGUAAAGAGACAAUGAAUAAGAACAAAGUAAAAGCACUUGUGAUCACAGCUUUGGAUGAAGUAGCAUACAUCUUGAAUUUAAGAGGAUCCGAUAUACCUUAUAAUCCUGUUUUCUUUGCAUACAUUAUUCUUACAUCGGAUGAUUUGCAUUUAUUUAUUGAUAAAAGUAGGCUUAGCGAAAAGGCCCAACAGCAACUGGUUGAUGAAAAAGUGAAUGUUAUUUAUCAUUCCUAUGAAGAUAUACAUACUUUUUUGAAAGAAAUCGCAAAUUCAUGUACAAAUGAUGAAAAAAUAUGGAUAAGCAAUGGUUCUAGUUACGCGUUACAUGCUGACUGUGGGGAAGUAAAAAAGCACACUGCUGUUACUCCCAUCAAUAUUAUGAAGGCUAUAAAAAAUGAUGUUGAAAUUGAAGGAAUGAAAGCAGCUCACAUACGAGACGCGGUUGCACUUGUAAAGUAUUUCGCAUGGUUGGAAGAUAAGAUUAAAAAUAAGAAGGAAACUAUUACAGAGAUAUCUGGAGCAACUCAACUUGAAAACUUUAGAAAGGAACAGGAGUAUUUCGUUGGGCUUAGCUUUCCGACGAUAUCUUCAGUUGGGCCCCAUGGAGCAAUAAUCCAUUAUCUACCAACACCAAAGACUGAUGUACCAAUUACAGAGAAAGAGGUUUAUCUUUGCGAUUCUGGUGCACAAUACCGGGAUGGUACUACAGAUGUUACAAGAACAUUACAUUUUGGUAACCCAACAAAUUUCGAACGCGAAUGUUUUACGAGAGUAUUCAAGGGUCAGUGCCGUCUUUCGACCUCGAUUUUUCCUCUAAUGGUACAAGGAAAUUAUCUUGAUACACUUGCCCGUGAGAACUUAUGGAGUGUUGGUCUUAAUUACCUUCAUGGUACGGGACAUGGAGUAGGUUCGUAUUUAAACGUUCACGAAGGUCCAAUUGGUAUUUCUUGGAGACCAUAUCCUGAUGAUCCAGGUUUACAACCUGGCAUGUUUCUUUCAAACGAACCAGGAUACUACGAGGAUGAAAAGUUUGGCGUUAGAUUGGAAAAUAUAGAGUUAGUAGUAAAGGCAAAUACACCUUAUAAUCACAAAAAUCGUGGCUUUCUUACUUUUGAAACCGUUACAUUGGUGCCUAUACAUACUAAGCUACUUGAUCUUUCCUUAUUAACAGAUAAUGAGAUCGAAUAUCUAAAUAAUUACCAUCAAAGAUGUUUGAAUACCCUGAGGCCUCUAUUACAAGGACCAGAAAAUGCUCCAGCACUUGAAUGGUUGCAAAAAGAGACCCGACCUAUCUCGAAAUAACUAUGAAUUUAAAAGAACAAUUUCUAAUCAAUUGCAUUUCUUUUCUUCUUCUUUUUACUAUUACAAUACAUAAUAAACUGUUUAUAUAAUUA